This is a messenger RNA of Zingiber officinale, 2389 nucleotides long. Its product is annotated as potassium channel KAT3-like. The coding region runs from base 409 to 2247 and encodes 612 amino acids. The transcript is spliced from 11 exons. Gene Ontology annotation, molecular function: voltage-gated potassium channel activity. Gene Ontology annotation, cellular component: membrane. The record is from RefSeq and is a predicted model, not a curated record. NCBI's taxonomy places the organism in Eukaryota, Viridiplantae, Streptophyta, Magnoliopsida, Zingiberales, Zingiberaceae. Gene Ontology annotation, biological process: transmembrane transport; potassium ion transport.
AUGGUGGAAAUAAAUGAAGAGGGCGACAAGAGAGGAGAAACCAGUUGGAGUUUCACGAGGAGAAGGACCACCCAACCUCCUAGGAUGAGGAUGGUUAGCCUCCAUUAAUGACCCACACCCCACAACUCCCACCUCCUCAAGGUUGCUGCAUCAUAUGGAAAGGCAGGACAAAACACAUGAGAAAUCUUCACACAUGUCCAUGGACUGCAUCAAGCUUUAUGAUCUUGAGAAAUUUAUCAAUACAGUUCUGGACAAGUCUCCAUUCUCAGCAUGUGAUUCGUCCUUGAGCCAGACAAUCCAUGUUGUAUCUUUCCUUUCUUUGUCACUGUUGUGUAUAAAGUCCCAGCCAUAACUGCUCUCCUCCACUCAACUACCUACCUUCCCCUUUCCAACCAAAGCAAGCAAAGCAUGCUCCUCUCGGGUGCAAAGUCCAGUUUUCAGGCCUUUUGUCUUGUUGGCUGCUUCCAUGGGGAAAGCAGUGGCUACAGCUUCUCCAGUGGCCUCCUGCCAUCUCUGGGGGCACAUAUCAACCAGUCAGUGAAGCUGAGGAGGUUCAUGAUAUCGCCUUUCGAUCCUCGUUACAGAGCAUGGCAGAUGUUCUUGAUUCUACUUGUCAUUUAUUCAGCCUGGAUUUGCCCAUUUGAAUUAGCUUUCCUGAGAUAUCUCCCGGCAAAGCUUUUAUGGAUUGAGAACAUUCUCAACAGUUUUUUCGCAAUUGAUAUAGUGCUUACCUUUUUUGUUGCUUGCCUCGAUCGAAAAUCAUAUGUCUUGAUUGAUGAUCCAAAGAGAAUCGCAGUCAGAUCAUACAGAUAUCUGUCCUCCUGGUUCGUCUUUGAUGUCUUAUCGACUGCUCCGUUUGAGGCAAUCAGCCUUCUGUUUAGAGGCAAUGGCAAUGAUCUCGGUUUCAAGAUACUGAACAUGUUGAGACUAUGGCGGCUGCGGCGAGUUAGUUCACUCUUCUCAAGGCUCGAGAAGGACAUCAGGUUCAACUAUUUCUUGACUCGAUGCACAAAGCUUGUGUUAGUAACUCUCUUUGCUGUGCAUUGUGCUGGAUGCUUCAAUUAUCUCAUUGCCGACCGAUACCCCGACCCGAGGAGGACAUGGAUAGGUGCCGCCAUGCCAAACUUUCGAUCGUCAAGUCUAUGGGUCAGAUAUGUGACCGCAAUUUACUGGUCCAUUACAACACUGACAACAACUGGUUAUGGGGACCUGCAUGCUGAAAACACAAGAGAAAUGCUAUUUGGCAUCUUCUACAUGUUGUUUAAUUUGGGGCUCACAGCUUAUCUUAUCGGAAAUAUGACAAACCUUGUUGUUCAUGGAACCAGCCGCACGCAACACUUUAGGGACACAAUUGAGGCAGCCACAGAAUUUGCAGCAAGGAAUCAGCUUCCGAAGCGGAUCAAGGAUCAAAUGUUGUCUCACAUAUGUCUAAGAUUCAAAACAGAAGGGCUAAAGCAGCAAGAGACCUUGAAUGAUCUCCCCAAGGGUAUCCGUUCGAGCAUAGCAUACAACCUCUUCUUUCCAAUUCUACGGCAAGCCUACCUUUUCUGUGGAGUUUCCUUCAAAUCCCUUAAUCAACUGGUAGUAGAGACUCAGGCCGAGUAUUUCCUGCCAGGGGAAGAUGUGAUACUACAAAAUGAGGCACCAACAGAUCUAUACAUAGUAGUAACAGGAGCAGUGGACUUGAGAUCAGACAUUAAUGGAACUGAACAAGUUUAUGGAAGGCUAGGACCAGGAGAAGUAUUUGGGGAGAUUGGGGUCCUGUGUUGUAGCCCGCAGACAUUUACUGCUCGAACCAUCGAAUUAUCACAAAUAUUAAGGCUGAGUAGCACCAUAGUUAUGAGCAUGAUCAAGGAGAAUGUAGACGAUGCGAACAUAGUUAUGAAGAAUCUUUUAGAGAAACUAAAACUACAAGGAUUAGCUGCUGGAGUUGAGGAGGAACAUGGUUCGUAUAGCGAAAACCAGAGCCUUGUUCCUAGUAAGGAGAGUAGUAACAUGGAGAUGCCUAGAAGAAGAGUUGUCCUCCGUAGGCUUUCGAGAAAGAUAAGAAGUUCAAAAGAAGACAUAGGGAAACUCAUAAACCUGCCUGAUUCUUUGGAGAACCUCUUCCAAAUUGCUAGUGAAAAGUUCACUGGCCAUCAUCCAAUAAAGGUACUCAAUCGAGACAAUGCAGAAGUCGACGACAUUAGAGUUAUUCGAGAUGGAGAUCAUUUGUUUCUCGCAGAGGAGGAAGAUGAAUGUGUUUGAUAAUAGGCAAGGUGAAGAUACCUGCUUCCUCACAGAAAAUAUAUACCACAGUUCUCAACUACACUGUCACCAACUGUAUCACUAACAACAAUGUGUAGUUUAGUAGAAAAUCAAUUAUUCAGAAUUAGAAUGAGAAAUUUAA